This is a messenger RNA of Symphalangus syndactylus (siamang), 1152 nucleotides long. It is a transcript of the gene TM4SF5, whose product is annotated as transmembrane 4 L six family member 5. Lineage: Eukaryota; Metazoa; Chordata; Mammalia; Primates; Hylobatidae. The record is from RefSeq and is a predicted model, not a curated record. Gene Ontology annotation, cellular component: membrane.
GAGUGCAAUGGCACGAUCUUAGCUCACUGCAACCUCCACCUUCCAGGUUCAAGUGAUCCUCCUGCUUCAGCCUCCCGAAUAGCUGGGAUUACAGGUGCCCGCCACCAUGCCCAGAUAAUGUUUGUAUUUUUAGUAGUGAUGAGGUUUCACCCUGUUGGCCAGGCUGGUCUCAAACUCCUGACCUCAGGUGAUCCACCCUCCUGGCCUCCCAAAGUGCUGGGUUUACAGGUGUGAGCCAUCGUGCCUGAACACAAGUGGCAUCACUUUAUACAGAUGAGGCAACUGAGACUUAAGAGACAUGAAGGGGCUUGGCUAAGUUGCAAAGAAGGUAUGGAACCAACAGAGGGGCUGUGGAGCUGUGCAGAAAAACCAGGAAGGCACUAACCCAGGGCUUGUUUUCAUCUGGACCUGGGAACUACCGGCUUACUUUCACUCACCACCAGCCCCUCCUGACACCUCAUCAUGUGUACAGGAAAAUGUGCCCGCUGUGUGGGGCUCUCCCUCAUUACCCUCUGCCUGGUCUGCAUCGUGGCCAACGCCCUCCUGCUGGUACCUAAUGGGGAGACCUCCUGGACCAACACCAACCAUCUCAGCUUGCAAGUCUGGCUCAUGGGCGGCUUCAUCGGCGGAGGCCUAAUGGUACUGUGUCCAGGAAUUGCAGCCGUUCGGGCAGGGGGCAAGGGCUGCUGUGGUGCUGGGUGCUGUGGAAACCGCUGCAGAAUGCUGCGCUCGGUCUUCUCCUCGGCGUUCGGGGUGCUUGGUGCCAUCUACUGCCUCUCGGUGUCUGGAGCUGGGCUCCGAAAUGGACCCAGAUGCUUAAUGAACGGCAAGUGGGGCUACCACUUCGAAGACACGGCGGGAGCUUACUUGCUCAACCGCACUCUGUGGGAUCGGUGCGAGGCGCCCCCUCGCGUGGUCCCCUGGAAUGUGACGCUCUUCUCGCUGCUGGUGGCCGCCUCCUGCCUGGAGAUGGUACUGUGUGGGAUCCAGCUGGUGAACGCGACCAUUGGUGUCUUCUGUGGCGACUGCAGGAAAAAACAGGACACCCCUCACUGAGGCUCCACUGACCGUCGGGUUACACCUGCUCCUUCCUGGACGCCUGCCUGGCUCGCUCACUCCAUUGCUCGCUAGAAUAAACUGGUUUGAGCUCUC